AUGUCGUCCGCUGUGGCGACUCCGGUGCCCUUCGCGGCGCGCCGCUCCCAGGUGCAUGGAUCCGGCGCCUCCAACCUCCGCGCGCGUCCAGUUCGCGUGGUGAAGGGGCCCAGAUCCGUCGUUCGCGCCGCCGUGACCGACCCCGACGUCAUCGCCCAGCGCGUCGCCGAGGCUGCGCAGAUGGAGGCUGAUGGGGACCGUCCGAUUGAAUCCGCGGGUGUCCGCCAGGCGUUCCCCCUCGCCGCGGUCAUCGGCCAGGAGAACAUCAAGUCUGCGCUUCUGCUCGGCGCCAUCGAUCCGGCACUGGGCGGUAUCGCCAUCUCCGGCAGGCGCGGUACCGCCAAGUCCAUCAUGGCCCGCGGUCUGCACGCGCUCCUGCCCCCCAUCGAGAUCGUCGACGGCACCAUCUGCAACUCCGACCCGGAGGAUCCCAACAGCUGGGAGGACGGCCUUCGCGAGAAGCUCAGCCGCGAUGCGAAUGGCGAGCUCGUGACCCGCAUCCGCGAGGCUCCCUUCGUGCAGGUUCCCCUCGGCGUCACCGAGGAUCGCCUCGUGGGCACCGUGGACAUCGAGGCUUCGAUGAAGGAGGGCAAGACGGUGUUCCAGCCCGGCCUCCUUGCCGAGGCGCACCGCGGCAUCCUCUACGUCGACGAGAUCAACCUCCUCGACGAGUCAGUGUCCAACCUCCUCCUGUCCGUGCUCGCCGAGGGUGAGAACGUGGUGGAGCGCGAGGGUAUCACCCUCAGGCACCCGUGCAAGCCCCUGCUCAUCGCGACGUUCAACCCCGAGGAGGGCGCGCUCCGCGAGCACCUCCUCGACCGCAUCGCCGUGACCCUCUCCGCGGACCAGGUUCUCACCUUCGACGACCGCGUGAUGGCGGUGGACCAGGCGAUGAACUUCCAGAACUCCGCGGACAAGGCUGUCACGGACGCCGAGGAGGCGACGGAGGGUGCGCGCACGCAGAUCAUCCUCGCCAGGGAGUGGCUCAAGGAGUGCGAAAUCUCGGAGGAACAGAUUGGCUACCUCGUGGGCGAGGCGACGCGCGGCGUGUGCAUGGGCCACCGCGCCGAGCUCUUCGCGGUCAAGGCUGCGAAGGCUCUCGCCGCCCUCGACGGUCGCAGCAAGGUGAACGCCGACGAUCUCAAGCAGGCUGUCAGGCUUGUCAUCAUCCCCCGCGCCAAAGCCGACAUGGACGUGCCGCCGCCCGAGGACGACGAGCAGCAGCAGCCGCCCCCUCCCCCGCCGCCCCCCGAGGAUAACAUGGAGGACGACCAGGACGAGCAGGACGAGGAGGAUAACGAGGAGGAGAAUGAGGAGGAGGAGGACGACGAGGUGCCCGACCUCCCCGAGGAGUUCAUGUUCGACGCCGAGGGUGGCUUGCAGGACAAGGAGGUGCUCCAGUUUGCCCAGUCCGUGAACCGCCGCGGCGGCCGAUCCGGUCGCUCCAAGAACGUCAUCUUCUCCAACGACCGCGGCAGGUACAUCAAGCCGGUCAUGCCCAAGGGUAACGUCAUGCGCCUCGCCGUCGACGCCACCCUCCGAACGGCCGCGCCCUACCAGAAGGCGCGCCGCGAUCGCGCCAUCGCCGCGGGCGAGGUUCCCAAGAAGGUGUACGUCGAGAAGAGCGACAUGAGGGCGAAGAAGCUGGCGCGCAAGUCCGGCGCGCUCAUCAUCUUCCUCGUGGACGCCUCCGGCUCCAUGGCUCUCAACCGCAUGAACGCGGCGAAGGGUGCCGCGCUCUCGCUCCUCGAGGAUGCCUACCAGUCGCGCGACAUGGUGUCCAUCAUCCCCUUCCGCGGCGACGCCGCCGAGGUGCUCCUGCCUCCCUCGCGCUCCAUCGCGAUGGCCCGCAACCGCCUCGACACCAUGCCCUGCGGUGGCGGUUCCCCCCUCGCGCACGGCCUCUCCCUCGCCGCGCGCGUGGGCAUCAACGCCAUGUCCUCCGGCGACGUGGGCCGCGUGAUGGUGGUCUGCCUCACCGACGGCCGCGCCAACAUCUCCAUCAACAAGUCCAACGGCGAGCCCGAGUACAUCGGACCGGAAGCGAUCAAGCCCACCGCGGAUGAGCUUCAGGAGGAGGUUGACGACAUGGCGGGCAGGCUCUACGCCGCCGGCAUGAACCUGCUGGUCAUCGACACCGAGAACAAGUUUGUGUCGUCCGGCACCGCGGAGAAGCUCGCGCAGAAGGCACUCGGGAAGUACUACUACCUUCCCAACGGUACCGACAGGGAGAUCGCCGCCGCCACGACGUCGGCGCUCGCCGCAGCCAAGGCGGAGUAAGCGCGAGGCGCCAAGCCAAAAUUGUAUUACAUUGCGAUGGGGGUGUAGAGAUUGGGCGAGGAUGGGUGCGGCGCGAGGCGGCGCCGGGGUGAUGAAGAGCCCGACAAGUUGCGCGGGGGCUCGAACGUUCGCGUAGAGAUAGUCGUCGCACGCGACGCGUUAAUGGUUAAAACAAGCACACGAGCUUACACGAUGACAA
Micromonas commoda is the source of this 2479-nucleotide messenger RNA. RefSeq lists its product with no specific name. Lineage: Eukaryota; Viridiplantae; Chlorophyta; Mamiellophyceae; Mamiellales; Mamiellaceae. The transcript has 2 exons. Gene Ontology annotation, biological process: chlorophyll biosynthetic process. The coding region runs from base 1 to 2280 and encodes 759 amino acids. Gene Ontology annotation, molecular function: ATP hydrolysis activity; ATP binding; magnesium chelatase activity. The record is from RefSeq and is a predicted model, not a curated record.